AUGUCAUCAACAAAUUAUAUCAAUGAAACAUUAGAAGAAAUAAGAGAAAAUGAGGGCCUUAAUGAUUUCGAAGAUUUAAGUGAUAUUGAAGAAAAUAACGAAGAAAUUAAAGUAAAGUAUCAACAAGUUGGGGAGAAUAAAAAUACAAAUUUAAAAAUUCGAAAACUGACAACAAAGAUUAAACGGAACCUCAACCCAAUUCCAACAGAAUGUAGUAUCUGUGAACGUAUGGCUAGUGGCUAUAUCUUUUAUGGAGUAAUUUGUUGUGAUGGCUGUAAACACUUUUUUCACCGUUGUAUUACUUCAAAAAACACAUAUAAAUGUGAAAAAGAUGGGAACUGUAAUCUGUCUUACAGUAAAAAUGUCUGCAAAAGUUGCCGUUUCGAUAAAUGCAUAUUAAAAGGAAUGUAUAUUCAAACAUCAAAAGGACGGCAACCUGAAAAGGUUUUGGAAAUUCAAACAAUGAUUCAAAAUAAACGUAGAGAGCUUGCUAGUAAAGGAAAAUAUGUUCAAGGAAAAUCUAAUAAUUGUGCUGUUGAAGAAGUGAAUUUUGUUGAUAUGCAAAAUUCAUUAAUCGCUGCUCAAAACAAACAAUUUCUUGAUUAUCUUCUAACUGUCCAGCAAAAUGCUUGUCGUACUAAAAAUUCAGGGAUUGAUGAGUGUCAUUACAAUUCUUCGUGUAAUUCUCUCACUUCAUUGCUUAUGCGUAACGAAAAUUUAAUUGCUAUAAAACACAAAAAUAUAGGAUUGCGAACAUCUCCAAAAUCUGGUCGUAAUCCUAUGGAAGGAUUGCUUGUCUUUUCUUCGCUACCAAAAUUUCUUACGGAUCCAUUGCUCAUAAUUGUUGAUACUGCAAGAACUAUGCCUUUUUUCGAUAAAUUGGAUUUACCUGACAAGGUGAUUAAUAACUUAUUCGAUCAGAGCUAUAAAAUCCCGGAUAUUUCGAAACGAAACUUUCUUUCACUCUUAAAAUAA
Molecule: messenger RNA, 975 nt
Organism: Meloidogyne enterolobii
Lineage: Eukaryota; Metazoa; Nematoda; Chromadorea; Rhabditida; Meloidogynidae
Source: the annotation of a GenBank genome assembly